UUCUAAAACACAUACGUUUAAAUCGCAUAAAUAAAGGCGGCGUAAAUCAAUCUCAAGGGAGAGAGAAGUGAGAGAAGAGAGAGAGAGAGAGAGAGAGAGAGCGCGAGCGGUAGAUGAAAAGUUUGCUCGUCCGAGAUGUAUCUUGCUCGACUAUCGAGAAGAAGCAAGGAGAUCCUGACUACGCGGGUAACGCGGCGAAGGAUCUUGUCCAGCGAAACGUCCCGCAGAUCGGUCACGAAGAUGACGGUGCGCGACGCAUUGAAUAUGGCCCUCGACGAGGAGUUGGCUCGGGACGAGAGGGUAUUCAUAAUAGGAGAAGAAGUCGCGGAAUUCGACGGCGCUUACAAGAUAACGCGUGGUCUCUGGAAGAAAUACGGCGACAAGAGAUUGAUCGACACACCAAUCACCGAGGCUGGGUUCUGUGGUAUCGCCAUCGGCGCGGCACUCCUGGGCCUAAAGCCGAUAUGCGAAUUUAUGACCUUCAAUUUCUCCAUGCAAGCCAUCGAUCGCAUCGUCAAUGGUGCCGCAAAGAAUCUCUACAUGUCCGCCGGAAGAUACCCCGUUCCAAUCCUAUUCCGAGGGCCGAACGGUAACGCCAAAGGUUUGGCCGCGCAGCACUCUCAAUGUUUUGCCGCGUGGUUCAUGAGCGCACCCGGCUUGAAAGUCGUCUCACCGUCGACCUGCGAGGAUUACAGAGGCUGCUUGAAGGCGGCUGUGCGAGAUCCCGAUCCCGUAAUCAUGCUGGAGAGCGAGCUACUUUAUAACAUUGAAUUCCCCGUAUCCGACCAAGCGAUGGACAAGGACUAUCAGAUACCUAUCGGCAAGGCUAAGGUGGAGAAAGCUGGCAAGCACAUCACUCUAGUUACGCACGGCCAGGCAUACGUAUAUACACUUCAAGCAGCCGAGUUGUUGGCUGGACAAGCGGGUAUUGAAGCGGAAGUUAUCAAUCUACGCUCGCUGAGACCCUUGGACUGGGACACGGUGUUCAAGUCGAUCGGCAAAACGCACAGACUAAUGACUGUCGAACUGGGCUGGCCUAGAUGCGGAGUAGGAUCCGAGAUCGUCGCGACGGUGAUGGAAAAUCCAGUCUUCUUUCAGCUCGACGCACCUGCGAUUCGGUGCGCCGGCAUCGACGUUCCAAUGCCUUAUUCCGAGAAGAUCGAGUACGAAUGUACUCCCAAGGAUCACCAUAUAGCCGACUAUGCUAAACGCAUCUGUGGCACAAAAUUCUGAUAUAUUCUAAUUUAUCAAUUUAUAGAAUAAAGUUUCUCACUCACUGAAA
This is a messenger RNA of Wasmannia auropunctata (little fire ant), 1282 nucleotides long. RefSeq names its product pyruvate dehydrogenase E1 component subunit beta, mitochondrial-like. Gene Ontology annotation, molecular function: pyruvate dehydrogenase (acetyl-transferring) activity. Gene Ontology annotation, biological process: pyruvate decarboxylation to acetyl-CoA. The transcript has a single exon. Lineage: Eukaryota; Metazoa; Arthropoda; Insecta; Hymenoptera; Formicidae. The coding region runs from base 136 to 1233 and encodes 365 amino acids. The record is from RefSeq and is a predicted model, not a curated record.